AUGGUCAGAGAUGAAGAUGAAAUCAGGCCUGAUUCUGAGACUGAAUUUCCAUUCAUUGAUUCAACUGAAGAUUCAGCUGAAGAUAUAGUUGUACUUGGAAAAGGAAGUCCAGAAAAUCUGGUUUUUGAAUGGGUUCUUUCAGACUGGUCUGCUUGCUCUAAAACUUGUGGUGGAAAUGGUUAUCAGCUUCGGGCUGCUCAUUGCACAGUAAAACUACACAACAAUACUCAAGACGUUGAUAGUAAUUUAUGCGUUGAUGCUGGCUUACAUAUCCCACAAACAAUACGUAAUUGUGGUCUUUCAACUUGCCCUUAUUGGGUAGCUUCUCCAUGGCAACCUUGUCUAGAGUCAAGGUGUUUCACAUAUAAUACAGCUAUGCAGAGAAGAGGUAUUGAGUGUCAGAUUGACAAUAAUACCUUAGUUGAACAAGAACUUUGUGACGAGCAAACUAAACCUACAAUUCGACAAGAGUGCUUUAAUGAUAAAUGUAAAGGAACAUGGAGGGUUGGGGAUUGGUCUGAGUGUACAGCUCAGUGUGAUAGUCAAGGAGUUAAAUAUAGGAUUUUGCAAUGUGUUUGGUAUGGAACAAAAAAACCAGCUGGUAAUGCAUGCAGAGAAAUUCCAAGACCUACAGUCAUGAAAAUGUGUAAAGGACCUCCAUGUUCUGAUAAAUCAGAUUGUCACGACCACUCAAAAUAUUGUCAGAAUAUAAGGGCGAUGAACAUGUGUAGAAUGUAUAGGUAUCAAACUCAAUGUUGCCAAUCCUGUAGCAUUAACAAGCAUUAA
Molecule: messenger RNA, 786 nt
Organism: Nezara viridula (southern green stink bug)
Lineage: Eukaryota; Metazoa; Arthropoda; Insecta; Hemiptera; Pentatomidae
Source: the annotation of a GenBank genome assembly